Molecule: messenger RNA, 1768 nt
Organism: Alnus glutinosa
Lineage: Eukaryota; Viridiplantae; Streptophyta; Magnoliopsida; Fagales; Betulaceae
Product: ent-kaurenoic acid oxidase 2-like
Exons: 8
Coding region: 76-1587 (503 amino acids)
Biological process (GO): multicellular organism development; brassinosteroid biosynthetic process; brassinosteroid homeostasis
Cellular component (GO): endoplasmic reticulum
Molecular function (GO): ent-kaurenoic acid monooxygenase activity; heme binding; iron ion binding
Source: RefSeq, a predicted model, not a curated record
GAUGUCAAAGUGUUCACACCUGUGAAGCUGGUUUAUGUGGUUUUGUGAGCUUUUCAAUCCAAGAAAAAGUGGAAGAUGGAGAUGGGUUUUUCGUUGAUGGUUUUCACAGCUUUGAUAUCGGGUGGGUUUGUUGCAAUGUUUUGGUUGCUAAGGAGUGCAAAUGAGUGGUAUUAUGUCUCUAAGUUGGGUGGAAAUGGAAAGCAGUGCUCUCAUCAUCUCCCUCCUGGUGAUAUGGGCUGGCCUUUUAUUGGGAAUAUGUGGGAUUUUCUCUUUGCUUUCAAACAUGGUGACCCUGAUUCAUUCAUCGCCAACCUUGUUACCAGAUUUGGUGACACAGGAGUGUACAAGGCCUAUAUGUAUGGAAACCCAAGCAUAAUUGUGACGAAGCCUGAGACAUGUAGACGAGUGUUGAUGGACGAUGCAAGAUUCAAACAAGGUUGGCCUAAAUCGACAUGUACAUUAAUGGGGAGGAAAUCAUUUAUGGGUCUUUCUGAUGAAGAGCACAAGCGUCUCCGCCGGGUGACGGCAGCACCGAUCAACGGCCACAAGGCACUAUCUAUGUACCAGGAGUACAUCACAGACGUUGUGGUAAAUUCGCUAGAUGAAUGGGCGACGGCGGAGAGACCAAUCGAGUUCUUGACAGAGAUAAGGAAGAUCACCUUCAAAAUUAUUAUGCACAUCUUUUUGGGCAGUGAGGUUGAUCCAGUACUGAUGAAGGCCUUGGAGGAGGAGUAUGCUAAUCUAAAUCAGGGAUUAAGAUCCAUGGCCAUUGACCUCCCUGGCUUUGCUUACCAUAAGGCACUCAAGGCUCGACAAAAGUUGGUAAAGAUCUUACAAGGUGUAGUAGAUGGAAGAAGGGCAAGGAAAAGAAAUCCUUCAGAGACCCAGAAGCACAAGGAUAUGAUGGAGUUAUUGAUGGAAGUUGAAUAUGAUCAGAAUGGCGAAAAGUUGGACGAUGAGGAGAUCAUAGACUUAAUCCUCCUGUACUUGAAUGCUGGCCAUGAAUCAUCAGCCCAUGCCUCCAUGUGGGCAACCCUCUUUUUACAUCAGCAUCCAGAAUGUCUCCAUAAAGCCAAGAGAGAACAAGAGGAGAUUAUGAGACGAAGACCAUCAUCAGAGAAAAGAUUGAGCUUCAAAGAAAUCAAACAAAUGGAAUAUCUUUCCAAGGUAAUUGAUGAAACGCUGCGAGCAGUUAAUAUUUCAUUGUUUACUUGUCGGGAGGCAAAAACUGAUGUUAGCAUCGGUGGUCAUACAAUUCCCCAAGGAUGGAAAGUGUUAGUCUGGUUAAGGGGUGUUCACAUGGAUCCAGAAUAUUACCCGAACCCGAAAAAAUUUAAUCCUUCAAGAUGGGAUGAAAAUAAACCCAAAGCAGGAAGCUUCAUUCCCUUUGGAGCAGGAAGUAGGCUAUGCCCCGGAAGUGAUCUCGCCAAGCUUGAAAUUUCUAUUUUUCUUCAUUAUUUUCUUCUUGAUUACGAGCUUGAACAACUCAAUCCGGGAAGUGCAGUGAGAUACUUACCUCAUACAAGGCCCAUGGACAAUUGCGUGGCCAAAAUCAAGAAGCUCUCAUCAUCAUUUACUCAUAAUUAAAACAAAUUAAGUCUAGCUAGCUGUUCUUGAUUCAGCCUAUAUGCAGAUUUCAAUCUACUUUUAUUCUAAGCACUAAAAAAAGCAUGCAAUUUGUAGAAGAUUGCCUGUUUUUCUACAUCUUAAUUGUGUUUUCCUUCAUGGUAUAUACUAGCAUGUUUUGUCAAUAAGAGAACCCCUUUUU